GCAAAACUUGCUGUUGACAAUAAAUUCGUCAGCAAAAGAUCGAACCUCUACCAAUGUGGCGAUUCCUAGCAGGCGCCGCCAAGACCUUCGGCUUCAUCCACUUCAUCGACUCCUACAUCUUCUCCUUUGGCUAUGUCCGUAAACCCUAAACCCUCCCUUCCUCAUUCAUCCAAACCCUCUUAACCUCUACCGAGUAUGCUCCCCACCUUCAAUUCCACCGGCGACAUCUUUCUUGAGGAGCGCUUAUCCCACCGGUUUGGGCGGCUCGUCCCCGGUGACGUCGUCGUUGUUCCGUCACCCGAUAACCCCAAGAUGAUGGUCGCCAAGCGGAUCAUCGGUUUGGAAGGUGAUAAGGUUCCUAAGGGGCAUGUUUGGAUUCAGGGAGACAACACUUAUGAAUCCCAUGAUUCACGGUCACAUGGACCUGUGCCUUACGGUCUUAUUCAAGGCAGAGUGUUUUGCAGGGUAUGGCCGUUUGAUGAUUUUGGAUUCGUGCGUGACCAAGUGGCUGAAGGUUCUGGACCUGUGCCAAAUGAAAAGUGUUCUACUGCAUUGCCUCUGGGACUUCAGAAGACCACUCGGGUUUGAUUUUGGGGACAUCUACACCCUUUCUCUAUCACGAUGUGAAUAUAAGAUGGUCCAGCUGGUACAGUGAAGUGUCAUAU
Fragaria vesca subsp. vesca is the source of this 665-nucleotide messenger RNA. Its product is annotated as mitochondrial inner membrane protease subunit 1-like. Gene Ontology annotation, cellular component: membrane; mitochondrial inner membrane peptidase complex. The transcript is spliced from 4 exons. Lineage: Eukaryota; Viridiplantae; Streptophyta; Magnoliopsida; Rosales; Rosaceae. Gene Ontology annotation, molecular function: serine-type endopeptidase activity. Bases 196 to 588 code for a protein of 130 amino acids. The record is from RefSeq and is a predicted model, not a curated record.